Molecule: messenger RNA, 1201 nt
Organism: Acaulospora colombiana
Lineage: Eukaryota; Fungi; Glomeromycota; Glomeromycetes; Diversisporales; Acaulosporaceae
Source: the annotation of a GenBank genome assembly
AUGUCUUCACUGUUCAAACCAGCCAAACAAAAGAAGAAGACGAACUCAUCUGCUUCAGAUCCAUCGCUAUCUUCUGGUGCCCUUGAGGGCUCCAGUACCAACUCAAAGUACCACGCAGCCUGCGAUGAUCUGAUAGGCGCUACCAAACUGGUCAAGGCGAUGACCGAGGCGGCUUCAUUCCUCGGACCCCUGAAGUCUACGUGUGAAGUGGUGAUUCUGCUUUUGGAAAAGACCAAGGCGAUUAAUGAGAAUAUAGAGGGGCUCAGGACAUUAUCCAACACUCUCAAGUCCCAUAUCGAUAUGCUCGAGAAUUCAUGGCUCGUAUUACGGGAAAAACAGAUGGACCCACUACCGGUUGGACACCAGGACUUUAUUCAGGCACUAGAUGAAGGCCUCAAGACAACACUCAAGAAGGUUGAUCAAGCACUCAAGGAAAGAGAGAAGCACGCCAAAGGGCUUUUCAAGAAUGUUGGUUCUGCUCGCAUCGAACCCGGAAUACUCGCAGCAUAUCGAGAGGAGAUCACACGACACUCGAAUACGUUCAACAUCGCACGACUCGGUCCCGAAAAACCGCAACCAAUGGGAACCCAGCACGAGCUAUGCUUGAAGGGAACGCGGGAACCCAUUCUUCAAGAGAUUCGCGACUGGAGAGGCUCUCAAUCCGUGGAUAAGCGUAUAUUUUGGCUAUGCGAUAUAGGCGGCUCAGGAAAGUCCACUGUAGCGCGCACAAUGUCCCAUGAAUGGCGCAAUUCGGCGGACAUUCUGCUUGGACAGUUCUUCUUUUCGAAGAAUGCGAGGGACACGAUUGAUACAGAUAUAUUCUGCUCGACGCUCGCGGAUGACCUAGCAUCGAAGCACGCGGAAAUGAACACUGCAAUUGGUGAUGCACGCAAUGCCGAUUCCCUUUUGACCAAGCGGGAUUUCACGGAGCAAUUCAGCAAGCUCAUAUCAGAGCCCUUACGGUCGGUUUCGCAGGAUAUUGUUUUCGUGAUCGACGCAGUGGACGAGUGUAAACUGGAAUCGCGCAAACGACUGCUGCGAAUCCUGCUUCAGGAACUUCCUUCCUUACCAAAUCUCAAGAUUCUUCUCACCAGCCGUCCCGAGUCGGAUAUCGUCGAUCUCCUCCAGGGUAAGGCGGUGGUUCGCGGAAUACAGUUCGAGAUGCAAGGCUCCAAGAAUCAGUCGAACAUGGCAGACAUUA